Molecule: messenger RNA, 2183 nt
Organism: Spodoptera frugiperda (fall armyworm)
Lineage: Eukaryota; Metazoa; Arthropoda; Insecta; Lepidoptera; Noctuidae
Product: facilitated trehalose transporter Tret1-like
Exons: 3
Coding region: 117-1730 (537 amino acids)
Biological process (GO): transmembrane transport
Cellular component (GO): membrane
Molecular function (GO): transmembrane transporter activity
Source: RefSeq, a predicted model, not a curated record
GCUAAUAUUUAUUCUGUCACAAACAUGGUGACAAACGGCAGGUUAAAAUCAAUUAUUUCAUAGAUUACUUUUUUUAGUAAUGCCUACCUAAUACACUAGAAAGCAUUUUAAAUAAAAUGCCGCGAAUUGGAGCCCUAUUUAAAUUCAGUGCGAUAUUUCAAAAACAGGAAACGACUUGGAGACCCGGCCAGGACGCAAAUGACGACAUAGAGGACUAUGACGAACAAGAACUAGAAGAAAUUCGGAAAAUUCGAGAGGCCCAAAAGGCUGCUAAACAAGAGUCCAUUAUUUAUUACGAUGGAGCAGUGAGACAAUAUGCUGCUGGACUGGCAGGUGGAAUUGGCGCGCUGUCAGCAGGAUCAAAUUUGGGUUGGUCGGCUCCAAUAAUGGUGAAACUAGAUGCUCAUUAUGGAGGUUACAGUUUCCCAAUGACGAAGGCUCAGGGAUAUUGGAUGGCUGCAGUGAUAGCUCUCGGAGCCGCCUGCGCAUGCUACCCGAUAGGUUUCGUUAUGGAUGCUAUAGGUCGUAAAAAGACAUUGUUGAGUCUCACCGUGCCAUUCCUAGUAGGUUGGGUAUUUGUUACCAGCGCGAAUAGUGUAAGAACGCUGCUUAUUGGCAGGUUUAUCACGGGGUUAGGCGGAGGAGGCUUAAGCGUUACAGGGCCUGUCUACGCCAGUGAAGUUUCUCAGAAAAAGAUGAGAGGAUCUAUGGGAAGUCUCUUCCAAUUGUUGCUGAGUAUGGGAAUUCUUAUAUCAGUUUCUGUACGCGGGCGUGCGAAUAUCUUCGUCUUUAACUGUUUGUGCACUUGCAUACCGUUAUUAUUUUGUAGCAUUUUUAUCUUUAUGCCCGAAAGCCCCAAGUACUUAGUUAUGAAGGGCAGAUACGCAGAUGCAAGAGCAGCUUUAGUUAAACUUCGCAGCUCGAAGCACGAUGUUGAUGCGGAACUAAACGACAUUAUAGAGAAGCAGUAUACUAUGAGGAAAAAAAUAGCAAAACAUCCAACUUUCUGCAGCCGUCUAAUGCACAAACCAGCUCGUAGGACUAUGCUCAUAUGCUUUACACUGAUGCUCUUCCAGCAGCUCGCAGGCUUCGGCAUCGUGGUUAUAAGCGCGCCACGGGUGUUUAAAUUAGUAGGCUUUCCACUGCCUUGGACCAUUACGACGCUCAUUCUGGUCUUUAAUCAUUUGUUGGCAACGCUUUUGUUCACUUUGGUCAUCGAUCACGUUGGCAGACGUUUUCUUUUGCUUCUCUCUGCGAGUUUGAUGUGUACUUGUGGCACUAUUAUAGGAACAAUCUUUUGGCUGCAGGAAGUCUUAGACAUUCAAAAUACUGUUUUUAAGUACGUCACGUUUUUGCCUGUUAUUUGUACUUUCGUGUUUGUUUAUGCAUAUGCUUUAGGUUUUGGUUCGGUCCCAUGGCUAAUGGCCAGUGAGCUGUGUCGGAUGGAUAUCAAAGCCUUCGUGAUGGCUACGGCUGCCACCAUAUCUUGGUUCCUUGUAUUCGUUUCAAAUAACACAGUUUUCAGGCUGAUCCGCAUAAUAGCGAUAUAUCAAAUGUUUUGGAUAUACGCCAGUUUUCAAUUUACUGCAUUCUUCUUUGUAUAUUUCGUUGUCCCUGAAACUAAAGACUUGAGCAUAUAUGAUGUUCAGCAUCUUUUACGCCUUCCACUUGGACACGUACAGACUCGGAAAGGACCAAAAUGGUCUGUGACGGUACGUCAGAAACAUUAAGGAGCGUCAAGUCAUAGCAGAUGGCACCCAGUAACGGCGCCGCUCCAACCUAGCUAUAGACUGACUGACAAACCACUGCGCGCCGUUGGCUUUUCCAAAGCAAAAAACCCUGUGCCGUUACUGAGUGCCAUGACUUUAAGGCAUUCUUUUUUUGUCAGUCAAGUCCAUUCGUUGGUGCUCCGUAAUUGUACAACUGUGUAAUCUUCCAUACAAGUACCUACUCUUACAUAGUUACCUACUUAAGUACCUUCCUAUCAACUGAUCUUACUAAAUUAUAAAUGCGAAAGUUCGUUGUUUGUGUGUAGAUUUGUUUGUUACUCAAUUGCGUCAAAAUGGCUGAAGGGAUCGGGAUGGAAAUUGGAACAGGGGUAGAUUAUGGUCUAGAAUAACACAUAGGUAGACUUUUUAGCGCACGGGAGCGCGAACGAAGCCGCUUGCAGAAGUUAGUAAAAA